This is a messenger RNA of Tyto alba (common barn owl), 4639 nucleotides long. RefSeq names its product zinc finger and BTB domain containing 8A (gene ZBTB8A). Gene Ontology annotation, biological process: regulation of transcription by RNA polymerase II. Gene Ontology annotation, molecular function: RNA polymerase II cis-regulatory region sequence-specific DNA binding; DNA-binding transcription factor activity, RNA polymerase II-specific; protein binding. The record is from RefSeq and is a predicted model, not a curated record. The transcript has 3 exons. Bases 829 to 2271 code for a protein of 480 amino acids. Lineage: Eukaryota; Metazoa; Chordata; Aves; Strigiformes; Tytonidae.
GGCAGCGUGGCGGGGAGCUCCCCGCGGAGCCGGCGGAGCGGCAGCCGGGGCUCCGCUAAGGCGGGCGGCUGCGGGCUGCGCGCCCGGCCCGGCCCGUCCCUUCCCGGCCCGUCGGAGGGGAGCGCGGGGCCGGCCGGAGCGCUGGCGGGCGCUGGCGCUGCGGUCCCGGCGGCGGGAGCGGGGGCGGCAGCCCGCGGAGCCGGGAGGCGCCUCGGCGCUUUGGCGGGCGGGUCCGGCGCCGUCGGGCGUCCCGGGCUGCCGGUGGUCGAGCGACCAAUCGGGUCGGGCGUGCGGCUGAGUGACGGCGGCCUCCGCCAAUGCCGGGGCAGCCCGGGCCGGGAGGGCUGCGGCCGCCGGGGCUGUGUCGCCGAGUCCCAUUUCUGGUCCCUUCGGCGGCGGCGGCGGUUUGAGCCCGGCCGGAGCGGGGCGAUGCGGGAACGUCGGUUCAAGGCACGGCCACAGUCCGUACCCGCAGCGGCCGGAGGGCUCCUGGUCUCGUUGGAGGAGGUCUGAGGGCUGUGCAGCUGCCAGCGGGUGGCACACAUCCUGUCCCGCAUCCUUCGGAAGGAGAUGCGCCUGGCUGUAGCACACACGUCUCUGCCAAAGAAUGUGCACCGAUUUGGCUUUUUCAUCACUUUUCUUCUUGGAAAAAGAAUGUAUGCGUGUGCAUAUUUCAAUAUCUUUAUGGAUUUAAAUAAAUGAGAGUAUUUGUAAAGCUAUCCAUGAAAUUGGGCCUGACAUCUUUGGCUGAGUUGCACGAUGCUGAAGUCAAGAGUCUAGCUAUUUUCUUUAUUUUUUAGAACGACGCUUCAUUUCAUCUUUUCUGGAAUGGAGAUUUCUUCUCACCAGUUUCACCUCUUGCAGCAACUAAACGAGCAGCGCAGACAAGACUUGUUCUGUGACUGCAAUAUCCUGGUUGAGGGAAAGGUCUUUAAAGCACAUCGCAAUGUGCUGUUUGCCAGCAGUGGCUAUUUCAAAAUGCUCCUUUCGCAGAGCUCGAAGGAGACGACUCAGCCGACGACAGCUACUUUCCAGGCAUUUUCUCCUGACACAUUUACAGUUAUUCUAGAUUUUGUGUAUUCAGGCAAACUGUCUCUCACGGGUCAGAAUGUCAUCGAAGUCAUGUCAGCUGCUAGCUAUUUGCAGAUGACCGAUGUUAUUAGCGUGUGUAAAACAUUCAUUAAGUCAUCGCUGGACAUCAGUGAGAAGGAGAAGGAUCGCUACUUCAGUCUCUCAGACAAAGAUGUAAAUUCAAAUGGCGUGGACCGAUCCUGCUUGUACGGCGCUGGCUGGAGGGCAGAAAGCAGCCCCCCGCAUUCGCACUUAAGCCCAGACCAAGGGACAUGUAUGAUGGGUGGAAACACUUGGAGCAAUUUCAGCUACUAUCCCACUUCUCAAAGAAAUGCCCAGCAGCAGCUGUCCAAACACGAGCAGAGGCAGGAUUCCAUAAAGAAAUCCCGGCACCUGGGACUGCAGCAACCUUCUGACAUUCCUCACUAUAAAUCGAGCAAACUGGAGGACAGGGCUGCCGAGCCCACUGGCCACAUUGCUCAGUCUGAGGAGCAAGUUCAGAUUGAAACAGAAGUUGAAUCUCCUCACGUGGGGUACCAGUACGGCCCAGGGUCUGACGUGAUACCGAGGAGCUUGGCUGUGCCACAGCAGGAGCACGAAUCACCCCGUUCUUCUAAUAAAUCAAAGUCUUCAAAAGCAGACGAGCAGUACGCGAGCAUGCCCUCGAUUCUGGGUGUCAUGGGAAACUGGGCUGAAGAUGAUCUGCCCAGGAUGAGGUUCAAGUGCCCAUUCUGCACUCACGUGGUGAAACGAAAAGCAGACCUAAAGCGUCACCUUCGCUGUCAUACGGGAGAGCGCCCUUACCCUUGUGAGGCAUGUGGGAAAAGAUUUAGCAGGCUAGAUCACCUAAGUAGCCAUUUUCGAACAAUUCAUCAGGCUUGUAAGCCUAUCUGCAGAAAGUGUAAACGCCACGUGACUGAGCUAACAGGACAAGUGGUCCAAGAGGGGACAAGACGUUACAGACUCUGUAAUGAAUGUUUGGCUGAAGCUGGCAUAGACAGUAUUCGCAUUGACUUGGAGGCUGAAGCACCCCUUGAAUUUCCACAAGAUGGGGAUAAGGAUUCCAGGUGGCACUAUGGGGAAGACAACAGAUCUGAUGUGGAGAUUGUGGAGGAUGGGUCAACUGACUUGGUCAUUCAGCAAGUUGAUGACAGUGAGGAUGAAGCAGAUGAAAAGGAAGUAAAACCAAAUAUUAGGUAGUUGCAAGACAAGAAUUGGGAAUUCUGUAUAAGAGGGAGAAUGUACUGUUUUGAACAUAAGCCCUCCACCAGCCUGUUGUUAAUCGUACAGAGACACUGGUUUCUCUUGAACAGGUCCAGACUUGCAUGUAUUUAUGGACAUGCCAUUGAGGCCAUUCUGAGUUUUGUUAUCAGAAUACCCAUACUUUGCUUCACUAGAAAAAUUCCAUCCUUAAAUGAAAUAAUGGAUGAACAAGGAAACUGAAGUACUACAUGAGUAACUUUUUAUAGUAGACAAUGGGUCACUUCUCAAAACCUCUUUUAAGGGAUUGAGGUCUAAAUACUUAAAAAAAAAAAAAAAAGGUCACACAGCGCUGUAAAUUGCCCACUUUUUAAACUUGUAGCGAUGUGGGGUUUAUACAUAAUAUCAUCUGGCGAUAAACAAAGUAUAAAUGCCCCACAUGUCAGAAUAUAAAGAAAACUUCUCUUCAGUAUUCAGAAAUGAAGAUAAUCUUCCACAAAAUUUCGUGAAGUCUUUAUGUUAUGAUGAGGAAAAAAGGCAGCUAAUUAAGAAAAAUGUAAAAAUGUUUUAGCACUUUUGUCUGGAAAAGUACUUUCUUGUACAAUAUAGAAUAAGGAGAAUCUUUAGCAUAUUAUUCCUUCAAGACCUAUUUCUUUACAAGAAAAUAAACACAUGAAUGCUAGUCCUAGUCAACACAUCAGAGAUAAAGUGAUGACAAAUAUGGAUCAUUAAUUGCUGCCAGACGUUUUAUUCAUUCUGAAGAUUGGGAACUCAGACUGGGCUGUGUUUUAAUAACUGCUAGUAAAAUACUCUUUUUUUUAAAACCUCUCAAAAGUGCCAGACUGACAGGACUGGUAGCCCUGCAUCCACAGCAUUGCCAAUGGCAGUGGCAGUUCUCCAUGCCAAGGUGAAGGAAACAAUCCUUACAAGGUUACCUUAGCUGUUGUUUUCUCUCUUUGUCCCCCUUUUUACUUGCCAAUAACAGUGGCAGAACAAUUUGUACAGUAUAUAUGCUAUAUCAUUAGAAAUGGAACUGAUGAGAUUUUCCAUCUGAAACCAUUGACUAUUCUUGUUUGUAUUGACCUGUACUCAAUUUAAACUGAUGAGUUUUAAGAUGGAGUCGCCAAUUUAUAUAUUCCCAAAGUCUUUUGGUCACUAAGUGAACAUACUUUAACCUUUUUCAGUCUUUACUAUAUGCCAGUGAAAACAAGAUGUACUGGAAGUUCUAGACAUCUUAUUUGUGUAAUUUUACCUACAAUCAUACUACAAGAGAUGAAAUGACUAAUGGUCAAGAAAGUUUACUUCUAUAACAAAAUAAGCCACUUUGUUUUGUUACUUAGUGAGUUUAUCUUGACCAGCACUGUAAACAGGAGAGGAGCAGAAGUAUGCUUCUGAGGGCUUUCACUCUGAAUUUUCUUGGACAGAUCUGAGUAUUACUACAGUCUUCAUCCUGUGAUCAUUGAACUCAAUGGCUAUAGGCUUAGAAAACUUUUAUUUUUUUUCUUUUUUACAACUUUGUAAGCAUGUUUGGCUGAAACCCGGGAUUAAUUACAGAACAAUCCCAUAUAUAUAUAUAUAUAUACAUACACACACUAUAUAAUCUAUUUCCCAGGGACAGCUAAAAAGUCAUUAUUUUAUUUUUAUUUGUGUAAAAACUGUAUAGCCUUCUUAGUAUUAUCAUUACCAGAGAGUGCAGCAUUUUAUUUCCAGGCUGCAGACGGCCAGCUGAAAUGACAACUCAAGAACUUCCUACUAAGUUCACAGUGUAAACAUUGAGCGCGCUUCCCCUCAAAUGUGCCAGUGCUUGUAUGUUCUGAGGAGGCGAGAAGUGGUAUUUUGUUAUUCCUACAAAAAUUAUUGUCCGUUGGCUUAGAGUUGGGGAGGGAGAUGGAAAGGGGGAACUUACAAAACUUUCUGAUGACCCAUAUGAAAACAUCUUUUCCAAACAAGACUUACACUUGCCUUGAUUUUAUGUUACACUUUGGUCAGCAGUCCAUAAAAUGGACUUGAUGUGAGAACAACUGGUUAAUUUCUUGGAGCUUAUUACUCCUGAAAUGCGUAUAACUAAAUAGCUAAGAAAUAUUCCUGAGCAACUUUAAAUCAGAUACAGAACAAAGAAAUAUUGAAAAGAAUAUGGAAUUACUUCAGUCAAAUUUCAAGAGAAAAUGCUUGCUGAAAUCAAGUCUAACAGAUUUUUCCGUUUCCCUUUACAUUAAACAGUAUGCGCAAUAAAUUCUGGGUAUCAGUGCCUGCUGCCCCAGAAUAUAAAGUGACUGGGAUUAGUCUGUGUGUGUGUUUGGGGAUGGAUUAAAGGGAGGGGAAAAUAAAGUGUCACUCUAGGCCUGAAGUCUUAACUGCCAACUCUAAA